Molecule: messenger RNA, 1142 nt
Organism: Odontomachus brunneus
Lineage: Eukaryota; Metazoa; Arthropoda; Insecta; Hymenoptera; Formicidae
Exons: 3
Coding region: 103-1011 (302 amino acids)
Biological process (GO): lipid transport
Molecular function (GO): lipid carrier activity
Source: RefSeq, a predicted model, not a curated record
CGCAAGCGCAAUGUUGAACAUUAUGAGCGUUACGUUCCGAUAUAAAGGAGCUUGCGAAUAGAAGAAGCGUAUUACUCUAGCGAAGCACUCUGCCACGCUGAGAUGAACGUCAUCCUAAUUCCGUUCUUCCUAGCGGCCAACGUGGUCGUCAACGACACGUCGGAAUGGAUUUACGGACCGGAGUGUUUGUACAACGUGAACGUAACCACCGUAAUUAAAUCGGACUCGCCAACAUCGGUAUUCAAUAUCAAAAAUAUACAGCUAAUAUCCGCGAUGAAGUGUCAGCCGAAGGCGGCGGAGAAUACUUUGCUCUGCAUCCUGCAGAACUCCACGGAAAUCAUGUCUCGGCAUGAGGAUAAUACGACUCGCGAGAUCAAAACUGAGCAGAUAUUCGAGAUCAAGUUUAACGAGCAAGGCGUGGAGAGCGUGUUGAUCGAAUCGCCGUCCAACUGGCAAAGUGUCGACAUCAUUCGGAAGAUCGCUAAACAGUUGAGCGUGGACGCCGACAUGAACAGGAAGAUCGGCGUGUCGCAGUUCAUGGUCCCCGAGGUCACAUCGUUCGGCAAUAGCGUGAUGACCAUGUACAAGAUCACGCGCGAGGAGUUACCUGAAACGCUGGAGACGCUCGACGUGACGAAGGGCGUCGAUUUCCAAUUGGUGGUGUUGCCGAUGGCGGACGGGAGGCCCAGAACGACUCUCACCAUCGAGAAAUCCAGAAUGGGCAACAUCAUUUUGCCGCGCUCCUUCUUCGGCUUCACAGGGACCGUGAAGAUGGGGAGAUCCUACAGCAAGAUUUACGUCGACGGCUUGAGCGGAUUCGAGACCUACGAGAUGAAGGAUGCGGAACUGCGAGUGCCAGUCUGGAAAAGUAUUGUGUCCAGAAUAAUGGCGUUCAACGUCCUGCUGAGUCUGGACAGUAUCGUGCCCGCGCAAGACCCACCCCCGUUCAUCUCCAAUGGAAAAUUGAUCGAUCUAAACCUAGACACCGAUAUACCGAGUAACAUAGAUUAGACGCGAGAUAGAGAGAGAGAGAGAGAGAAACGUGCACUCUACUUGCCACACUUGUAGAUAAACUGUAGAACUGUAUCCAUUAAAAAAAAGAACUGUAAAGGAACAUUAAUAAAAAGCAUCUAAUAAAAAAA